Messenger RNA from Linum trigynum, 1209 nucleotides. The record is from the annotation of a GenBank genome assembly. Lineage: Eukaryota; Viridiplantae; Streptophyta; Magnoliopsida; Malpighiales; Linaceae.
CGUUCAACAAAUAUGGAAUGGAUCUCCCUUCCAUGUUAAAUGGUCUCGGCUGGAGUUCCUUGGUAGAAGACAACGUUUCAGCUUUUGUCCUGAAGCAGUCAGGAUGUUCUAUGUGAACAUCAAGAGGGGGCCUGGUCCUGAACCAUUGUUCUUCACUACCGUGGUUUACAAUCACAAAAUCAGGGUGACGCCUGAUCUUCUUGGGUUUGUUCUUUCGCUCCCUCACUCCGGGCUUCAAGCAAGCUUUGAUGGGGAGUUUCAUGCUCUAGGUUUCGACCUCUUAGGCUCUGUGUCCCAACUUACCUAUGAUACCGGUCGGUAUUUUCCCCAUCAUCUGGCCGCCGGUCGACUCCCUGAUGAUUUAAAAGUGUUCCACUGGUUUAUCACCAGAUGCUGGCUCCCACGUGACUUGCGUAGCUCCGAUGUGCUCCACCCGACGGAUCUCUGGAUCCUGUCGAACGCACGAGCUCAUCAACCCAUUAGUUUUGCAUCUCUGGUCUUCAGACACAUGAUACGUUUUGGAGAUGGAAACUAUAGUGGGAAUCUGCCAUUUGGUCCUUUCAUCACGCGCCUCCUAUAUAGGUUGCACUUCGACUUACGUGACAAAGUAACCCUAUGCAAUGUGCUCGAGGAUUUGAGACCGAAUCACAUUCUCGUUCUUCUGGAUGUUGAUGUUGGUCAUCGUAAGCUGGUCACUGGCUUAGGGGGAGGAGCUGGUAGUUUUCCUGCCAGUUCAGAGGAAACCUCCCUUGAUCAGGUCCCAGCGCUGGUUCCGGCGUUGAUCAGUGCUGCCGUUUCGGCUAUUGAUGCUGAAGUUCUGAAAAUCAAAACUUCUGGGACAGAUCAAGAUGACUUGAGUAGAACCUCGAUUAGGUUGAUGGUGUGCAAGGAACGGCUGGAACUUAUGCAAGCAUCUCAAGGUGAUCUGGAGGAUGAGGCUGUGCCUGCUCCAGAGAACUUUGAUCCUAUGUCCUCGGAUUCUGAGAAUGAUGAUGACAUUUCAGACUAUGAGUCUCCACUGAAAUACCCCUUUUAGGAGAGAUGUCUUUAGCUUAAGGAGAGCAGUCUUGGUCAAAUAAGUGUGUAGUGUCAGUUAGUAUUGUCGUUGUUGGUUGAGUUUGCAAUGUUAGUCUGUUGGCUCUGUAGUCACUUGGUCAAUUGAGUCAUGUGUUGUAAUUUCCUCGAAUGCAAUGAAAAUAAAAGUCUCCC